Messenger RNA from Rhizoctonia solani, 1230 nucleotides. Its product is annotated as Retrotransposable element Tf2 protein. Bases 1 to 1230 code for a protein of 409 amino acids. NCBI's taxonomy places the organism in Eukaryota, Fungi, Basidiomycota, Agaricomycetes, Cantharellales, Ceratobasidiaceae. Gene Ontology annotation, molecular function: nucleic acid binding. The record is from RefSeq and is a predicted model, not a curated record. The transcript has a single exon. Gene Ontology annotation, biological process: DNA integration.
AUGUCUAAAUCCUUCUCCGGUGCCGAGGCCAAUUAUGACACCCAUGAUAAGGAACUCCUAGCCAUAAUCAAGGCAUUAGAAGAAUGGCGGAUCUUCCUAGAGGCAACGGACAGACCAAUCCAGGUGUUUACAGAUCAUAGAAACCUGGAAUAUUGGAUGCAGGCAAGGACUUUUAACCAACGGCAUGCUAGAUGGCGCAUAUUCCUGAGCGACUUCAAUUUUGAGAUCCAUUAUUGCCCAGGAAAACAAUCCGGGAAGCCAGAUGCCUUGUCCAGACAAUCGGACUAUGUCAAUACCGCCCAAGAACCCGAAGUCAUGUUACCGUCAGAGGUCUUUGCAAACGCAUCAGAAGAAGAGCUGGAAAUUGUUACGGAAGUACGCUCUAAACUGAGGGAAGACCCCUCCCUGGAACCUAUCAUCCAGUUUCUGACCGAAGAUGCUGAUAACGCCCCUCCAUCAAUAAGGAAGGCUUACAGAGACUACAACUGGGAAGAGGAUCUCCUAUGGUACCAAGGGAAACUGGUGAUCCCAGACAAUGAGCCCCUAAAGGAAAGACUCCUCAGAGAAUUCCAUGACUCCCCCCUAGCAGGACACCCGGGUCAGCAAAGAACCCUUGAACUCCUGAGCCAAAGCUACUGGUGGCCAGGAAUGAAGUCUACAGCCAAGGAAUGGGUAGAAUGUUGUCCCACCUGUCAAGCCAACCGACGUGCGCACGCUCCUGUCAUCUCCCUGAAACCCCUAGAAGUCCCACCAUUUCCCUUCCACACCAUCUCAUACAACUUCAUUACGGGGUUUCCCAAAUCAAACGGUCACGACGCAAUCCUAGUGGUCAUUGACUCAUUUUCCAAGUUUGGACACUUCAUUCCGACCUCAAAGAAAGUCACAGCCAAGGGUCUGGCGGAUCUAUUUGUCAGCCACGUAUGGAAGUUGCACGGAUUACCCAUUAGGACUAUCUCGGAUAGAGGCACCACAUUCACAGGAAAAUUCCUUAGGGCCCUCUAUCAAAGGUUGGGAAUCAAGCCAUCAUUUUCCUCAGCUUACCACCCAGAAUCUGACGGACAAACGGAACGGGUAAACCAGUUCAUUGAAUUCUACCUCCGUUCUUACGUGGCCGCGGAUCAUUCAGACUGGGCUACGUGGCUACCUUUGGCAGAAUAUGCGUACAACAACGCCAGACACGCGUCCACAGGAAAAACACCCUUUGAAUUGGUCUAUGGAAAAAUCCGGUGA